Molecule: messenger RNA, 1761 nt
Organism: Tarenaya hassleriana
Lineage: Eukaryota; Viridiplantae; Streptophyta; Magnoliopsida; Brassicales; Cleomaceae
Product: cyclin-D4-1-like
Exons: 6
Coding region: 339-1394 (351 amino acids)
Biological process (GO): mitotic cell cycle phase transition; regulation of cyclin-dependent protein serine/threonine kinase activity
Cellular component (GO): cyclin-dependent protein kinase holoenzyme complex; cytoplasm; nucleus
Molecular function (GO): cyclin-dependent protein serine/threonine kinase regulator activity
Source: RefSeq, a predicted model, not a curated record
CCCUCGGCGAAUCGUCCUCUCUCUGCGUCUUUUACCCUAAAAAGAGGCACUGCUUCUCCUCCAUAAGACCUUCUUUGUUCCUCACACUCUCUCAGGCCUCUCUGCCAGAGAGAGAGAGAGAGAGAGAGAGAGAGAGAAAACUUCUUACACCUGUUGUUGUGUGUCUCUCUGAUCGUUUUGUACACUGUUUUCCGAUUCUUUUUCCUGCAAAUUUUCAAUAGCCAGAGUUAAUACACGAACCCGCCUUCUGUUUUCACAGAUUUUGCCGAAGAAUCUGGUUUUAGACGUUUUUUUUGGGGAAAAGGUUCCAUUUUUGUGGUGAAUCGGAGUUUUCAUCAAUGGCACCGAGUUUUGAAUGUGCGGUAGUCUCAAGCCUACUUUGCGCCGAAGACGACAGUGUCUUCGACGACAAUAGCAUCUACGAGGCCACAAGCUUCCUUAGGAAUCGUCGAACGGAUAACCAUCGCGGCCGGAGCUUUUACGGCGGCGACGGAGACGGCAUCGCUCCGCCAUUUUCGGACAGCGAGGAAGGUCUGUCUUCGUUGAUUUAUAAGGAAUCUGAGCAUUUGCCGAGAGACGACUACUUGAAGAGACUAAGAAGUGGCGAUCUGGAUGUGGUGGCUAGAGCGGAAGCCAUCGAUUGGAUUUGCAAGGUUCAUGCCCAUUUUGGCUUUGGACCUCUCUGUGCAUUUUUGUCCGUAAACUACAUGGACAGAUUCUUGUCCUCGUAUGAAUUAUCUCAACUGAAGGGCAAAGCACAGAUAAUGCAUUUGUUGGCUGUGGCAUGUUUGUCCCUUGCUGCUAAAAUGGAGGAGACUGAUGUUCCACUCUCCCUAGAUCUUCAGGUGGGUGAGUCAAAAUUUGUGUUUGACGCAAGAACCAUACAGAGGAUGGAGCUUCUUGUGCUUAGCACAUUGAAGUGGAGAAUGCAAGCAGUGACCCCAUUCUCCUUCUUGGAUCAUUUCCAUUCCAAGAUCAAUGUUGACCAAUCUCUCCGAAGAUUCACAAUCUUGAGAUCCUGUCAACUCAUCUCAAACACACUCAAAGGGAUCCACUUCUUGGAGUUCAAGCCUUCAGAGCUUGCAGCAGCUGUGGUAAUUUCUUCUGCAGAGGAACAACUUCACGUUGCUUUGGACAGUGAAAAAGCACUCUCCAAUCUCUCUCCAUACGUCUCAAAGGCAAGGUUGUUGAAAUGUAAAGAACUGAUCAAAGGUCAGGGAUUAACCGGUUCCUGGUCACUCCAAUGUGCUCCGCAAAGCCCAAAUGGAGUGCUAGAAGCUGCUUGCUUGAGCUUCAGAAGCGAUGAAUCGUCCCUCGUGGGAUCACAAGACAGCAGCCCUGUCCCGAAACGAAGAAGGCUAGACCGAUCUUGUGAGAACCGACGCUGUAAUUAACGGGAAAUAAAAACAAAAGAACCGAGAAAAAGGACAGAGGAAAAUAAAGGAUAAGAAAAGGAUCAGUAUAUUCUUAUACGGAAUAACGUGGUUUGCCGUGAGGUUCGUGUUCGUCCAUGUUUGACGACGAAACCAAAGACUAUUGAGAACUACGAGGGGGCGGAAUUGGAACUUCUAAAAGUUUAGGUGAAAAACGAAUUUACUGAGAUUAUGCGGGGCUCAAAUGGAAAUAUGUUGGAAUUGGCGCGUAAAGGAAGGAGAUGGAAAUUUUGAGGUUGGCGCUAAAUUAUGUUUUGUUUUUUAAUAAUUAAAAUAAUUAUAUUUGUUUGAUAUCUUUGUUGUGUAGAUAAGGUUGAUAUUUAUAAUA